Molecule: messenger RNA, 1583 nt
Organism: Ornithorhynchus anatinus (platypus)
Lineage: Eukaryota; Metazoa; Chordata; Mammalia; Monotremata; Ornithorhynchidae
Gene: TIGD3
Product: tigger transposable element derived 3
Exons: 1
Coding region: 24-1355 (443 amino acids)
Cellular component (GO): nucleus
Molecular function (GO): DNA binding
Source: RefSeq, a predicted model, not a curated record
UGGGGCGCGCGGCCGCGGGAGCCAUGGAGCUGAGCGGCAAGAAGAAGCUGCACGCGCUGUCGCUGGCGGAGAAGAUCCAGGUGCUGCAGCUGCUGGACGAGUCGAAGAUGUCGCAGUCGGAGGUGGCGCGGCGGUUCCAGGUGUCGCAGCCGCAGAUCUCCCGCAUCUGCAAGAACAAGGAGCGGCUGCUGGCCGACUGGUGCAGCGGCACCGCCAACCGCCAGCGCAAGCGCCGGCGCGAGUCCAAGUACAGCGGCCUCGACGAGGCCCUGCUCUGCUGGCACCACCUCGCCCGGGCCAAGGGCUGGGACCUGGGCGGCCCCGUCCUGCUGCACAAGGCCAAGGAGCUGGCCCGCGUCCUGGGCCAGGACUUCGUGCCCAGCGUCGGCUGGCUGGUCCGCUGGAAGCGCCGCAACAACGUGGCCCUCGGGGCCCGCCGCCCGGGCCCCCCGCCCCGGGCCCCCCGCCCCGGGCCCCCCGACGACGUCUUCGGCUGCGCCGAGGUGCCCUUGCUCUACCGGGCCGUGCCCGGCGGGACCGGCCCCCCGGAGCGGGUGCGGGUGCUGCUGUGCGCCAACGGCCGGGGCACGGAGAAGCCAAGGCCGCUGGUGGUCGGGGGGCGGCCCCUGCCCCUCCCCGCGGGCCGCGGCCGGGCCCUGCCCGUCCUCUACCGCCCCGGGCCCGGCCUGCCCUGGGCCGAGUGGCUGGGCGAGCUGGACCGGGAGCUGGGCCGGCGGGCCCGGAGGGCGGCCUUGCUGCUGCCCGGCCGGCUGGCGGGCGAGGCGGCGGCGGCGGCGGCGGCGGCCCUGGCCCCGCUGCCGCACGUCAGCCCGCUGCCCGCCGCCCCCGACCCCCUGCCCGGCCUCGUCGUCCGGGACUUCAAGGCCCGCUACCGGCGGCGCCUGCUGGCCAAGCUGGCCGCCCUGCGGGCCCCGGGGGCCCGGGCCGUCACCCUGCUGGACGCCCUGCACAUGGUGGCCGCCGCCUGGGCCGGGGUGCCCGCCCGCCUCAUCGCCGGCUGCUUCGCCCGGGCCGGGCCCGACCCCGGCCCCGACCCCGGCCCCGACCCCGGCCCCGGCCUGCCCCCGGCCCCCCGCGGCCUCAGCCCGGACGAGUUCGCCCGCUUCGUGGACCUGGAGGACGAGGAGGGGGCGCCUGGCGGGGGCAGGGAGGAGGGCGAAGGCGGGGAGGGCGACGGCGGGGAGGGCGCCUCGGACCCGCCGCCCACCGGAGCCGAGGCCCUGCGGGCCCUGGGUACCCUGCGCCGCUGGCUGGAGUGCAACGGGGCCUCCCCCGACCUCUUCGCCAAGUUUUACGACUGCGAAGAGGAGGUGGAGAGGCUGUGCUGCCCCUGAGCCCCUCCAGGACCCGCCACCGACGUCCACGCUGUUUCCCACGGAAACGCCCGUGGCCCGGGGUUGCACCUUUCCCGGGGAAAUGACGCCCCGGGGGUGGGGAGGAAGGGAGCCGGGCCCGGGCCCGGUGAGGAGGGGGCCCCGAAUCUCCAGCAGCCUGGCUCGGUGGAAAGAGCCCGGGCUUGGGAGUCAGAGGUCAUGGGUUCGAAUCCCGGCUCUGCCGCCUGU